UAUAUGGAUUAGGGCCUUUUUCAUUUUCGUAUCUGAAACACAAUGAAGCGACGAAUUUCCGAAACUACUCAUAAAGAUCCAUCGCCGAUCAUCGGAGCAACUCUACCACAACAACCGGGUCGUCUCCGUGGAGUUCGGAGCCCCGAUUUCCGCAUUCCAAAUCCAACUUCCCAAUCAACCAAAGAUAUCAGCUGCAGAAAAAGAGUAAAGCUUUCAGAUCUUGAUGUCAAUAUUCUCUCAAGUUGCAGAAGAAAUGCCUCUUCCACAGCUUUAGAAGGAAGACAGAGUCCGAGAUCCAAUGAACCCAAAACUUCCGAAUUUGCAUUUUUUAAGAAAUACCAAUCCCAUACAUUGCAUAAAGAAGAAAACCAGUCAAAGAAGUUCAAAAUUAGUGACUGUUCUGGAGGAAACCCAAACAGUGUCAAAUUUAGCUGUAAGGACUUCAGUUCCUCAUUGCUUGCUGAAACCUAGUAACUUUAGCUCACACCUGUCACCUCUUGGUGGGGCAUCAAAGA
Quercus lobata is the source of this 515-nucleotide messenger RNA. RefSeq lists its product as uncharacterized. The transcript is spliced from 4 exons. Lineage: Eukaryota; Viridiplantae; Streptophyta; Magnoliopsida; Fagales; Fagaceae. The record is from RefSeq and is a predicted model, not a curated record. The coding region runs from base 43 to 471 and encodes 142 amino acids.